Messenger RNA from Nannospalax galili (Upper Galilee mountains blind mole rat), 5436 nucleotides. RefSeq names its product mitogen-activated protein kinase kinase kinase 15 (gene Map3k15). The coding region runs from base 1 to 3774 and encodes 1257 amino acids. NCBI's taxonomy places the organism in Eukaryota, Metazoa, Chordata, Mammalia, Rodentia, Spalacidae. Gene Ontology annotation, biological process: cellular response to stress; MAPK cascade; protein phosphorylation. Gene Ontology annotation, molecular function: ATP binding; MAP kinase kinase kinase activity. The transcript is spliced from 26 exons. The record is from RefSeq and is a predicted model, not a curated record.
AUGGAGGGUGGCAGCGGGACAGCCCCGGCCGAGGCACUCGGGGCGAUAGGAGAGGGGCCCGAGGUCGCGGCGGGACUGGCGGAGCCUGACAGGACAGCAGAUGUUGCGGGCGGUGGCGAGGUGGAGAGCGCUCACGGGCCGCGCCGGGCUUUGAGGGCAGUAUACGUGCGCAGCGAGAGCUCGCAGGGGGCGGCGGCCGUCAGCCCAGAAGCCGGGGCCCUCAAGUGCCUGCUUCAGGCUUGUGAGGCUGAGGGCGCUCAUCUCACCUCCGUGCCCUUCGGGGAGCUCGACUUUGGGGAGACCACCGUGCUAGAUGCCUUCUAUGAUGCAGAUGUUGCCAUAGUGGACAUGAGUGACAUCUCCAGACAGCCUUCCCUUUUCUACCAUCUUGGAGUGAGAGAGAGCUUUGACAUGGCCAAUAACGUGAUUCUGUACCAUGACACCGAUGCUGACACUGCUCUGUCAUUGAAGGAUAUGGUAACUCAAAAAAAUACAGCAUCUAGUGGGAAUUAUUAUUUCAUUCCCUACAUUGUGACGCCAUGUGCUGAUUAUUUUUGCUGCGAGAAUGAUGCCCAAAGGCGAGCCUCGGAGUACAUACAACCCAACUGGGACACCAUCCUGGGCCCACUAUGUAUGCCCCUGGUGGACAGGUUCAUUACCCUCCUUAAGGACAUCCAUGUGACCUCAUGUGUGUAUUACAAAGAAACCCUGUUAAAUGACAUCCGGAAAGCCAGAGAAAAAUACCAGGGUGAUGAACUGGCAAAGGAACUGACUCGGAUCAAACUCCGCAUGGAUAACAUUGAGGUUCUAACCUCAGACAUCAUCAUUAAUUUACUCCUGUCCUACCGUGAUAUCCAGGACUAUAAUGCGAUGGUCAAGCUGGUAGAAACACUGGAGAUGCUGCCUACGUGUGAUUUGGCUGAUCAACAUAAUAUUAAAUUCCACUAUGCAUUUGCACUAAAUAGGAGAAACAGCACUGGCGACCGUGAGAAGGCUCUUCAGGUCAUGCUCCAAGUUCUGCAGAGCUGUGACCACCCAGCCCCUGACAUGUUUUGCCUGUGUGGAAGGAUCUACAAGGAUCUCUUCCUAGAUUCAGACUGUGAAGAUGAUGCAAGCCGAGACAGUGCCAUUGAAUGGUAUCGCAAAGGAUUUGAGCUCCAGUCAUCUCUUUAUUCGGGAAUUAACCUUGCAGUUUUGCUGAUCGUUGCUGGACAACAGUUUGAAACAUCUAUGGAACUAAGAAAAAUAGGUGUCCGGCUGAACAGCUUGUUGGGAAGAAAAGGGAGCCUGGAGAAGAUGAAAAAUUACUGGGAUGUGGGUCAGUUCUUUACUGUCAGCAUGUUGGCAAGUGAUGUUGGGAAGGCUGUCCAGGCAGCAGAGAGGUUGUUCAAACUGAAACCUCCGGUCUGGUAUCUGCGGUCAUUAGUUCAGAACUUGUUGCUAAUUCAGCGCUUCAAGAAACCCAUUACAGAGCAUUCACCCAGACAGGAACGGCUUAACUUCUGGUUAGAUAUAAUUUUUGAAGCAACAAAUGAAGUUACAAAUGGACUCAGAUUUCCGGUUCUGAUAAUAGAGCCAACUAAAGUCUACCAGCCUUCUUAUGUCUCUAUCAACAAUGAAGCUGAGGAAAGAACUGUUUCUUUAUGGCAUGUCUCACCCACAGAAAUGAAACAAAUCCAUGAAUGGAAUUUUACGGCCUCUUCUAUUAAAGGAAUAAGCCUAUCCAAGUUUGAUGAACGGUGUUGUUUUCUUUAUGUCCAUGAUAAUUCUGAUGACUUUCAAAUCUACUUUUCCACUGAAGACCAGUGUAAUAGGUUUUGCUCUUUGGUCAAAGAGAUGCUAAACAAUGGAGUGGGCAGUACAGUGGAGUUGGAGGGAGAGGCUGAUGGAGACACCUUAGAGUAUGAGUAUGACCAUGAUGCGAAUGGGGAAAGAAUUGUCUUGGGGAAAGGCUCCUAUGGGAUUGUGUAUGCCGGCCGAGAUCUGAGUAAUCAAGUACGAAUAGCCAUCAAAGAAAUCCCAGAGAGAGACAUCAGGUACUCUCAACCUCUGCACGAGGAGAUAGCCCUGCACAAGUACCUCAAGCACCGCAACAUUGUCCAGUACCUGGGCUCUGUUUCAGAGAAUGGUUACAUUAAGAUAUUUAUGGAGCAAGUACCUGGAGGAAGCCUUUCUGUUCUCUUGCGAUCCAAAUGGGGGCCAAUGAAGGAGCCCACUAUUAAGUUUUACACCAAACAGAUCCUCGAAGGCCUGAAGUACCUCCAUGAAAACCAGAUAGUGCACAGGGACAUAAAGGGUGAUAAUGUUCUGGUAAACACCUACAGCGGAGUCGUGAAAAUCUCUGAUUUUGGAACCUCUAAACGCCUGGCAGGAAUUAACCCAUGCACCGAGACCUUUGCAGGCACUCUGCAGUACAUGGCACCUGAGAUAAUUGAUCAAGGACCUCGUGGAUAUGGUGCCCCAGCUGAUAUCUGGUCUCUGGGCUGCACCAUCAUUGAGAUGGCUACCAGCCGGCCUCCAUUCCAUGAGCUUGGUGAGCCACAAGCAGCAAUGUUCAAGGUGGGAAUGUUUAAGAUCCACCCUGAGAUUCCAGAAUCCCUUUCAGCUGAGGCCAGAGCCUUCAUCUUAUCCUGUUUUGAGCCUGAUCCUCACAAAAGGGUCACUGCCGCUGACCUACUCAGAGAAGGGUUCUUAAGACAAGUGAACAAAGGCAAGAAGAACCGAAUUGCUUUCAAGCCCUCAGAGGGUGUCCGGAGUGGCACUGGUGCCCUCGGCCUGCCCUCAUCAGGUGACUUAGUGGGCAGCAGCAGCAGCGAGCAUGGCUCCAUUUCUCCAGAUUCUGAUGCCCAGCCUGAAGCAUUCUUUGAGAAGGUCCAGGCCCCUAAGCAUCAGUUCAGCCACCUUCUCAGUGUCCCAGAUGAGAGCUCUGCCUUAGAAGACCGGAGCACAGCCUCCUCAUUCCCAGAGGACAGGGACCCAGGCCUCUUCCUGCUGCGCAAGGAGAGUGAGCACAGGGCCAUUCUGUACAAAAUCCUUUGGGAAGAACAGGAUCAAGUGGCUUCCAACUUGCAGGAGUGUGUGGUCCAGAGCUCAGAAGAGUUGCUUCUCUCAGAUGGCCACAUCAAGCAGAUAAUUGGAAUUCUGAGGGAUUUCAUCCGCUUCCCAGAGCACAGGGUGAUGGCAGCCACAAUAUCAAAACUAAAGGUGGAUCUGGACUUUGACAGCUCAUCCAUCCAUCAGAUUCACCUGAUCCUGUUUGGAUUCCAGGAUGCUGUAAAUAAAAUUUUGAGAAACCACUUGAUCAGGCCACAUUGGAUGUUUGCAAUGGACAACAUCAUCCGCAGAGCAGUGCAGGCUGCGGUCACCAUUCUCACCCCAGAGCUCCAAGCCCACUUUGAGCCUGCCUCUGAGACUGAAGGGGUAGAUAAGGUCAUAGAAGAGGAAAGGGACUGUCCCCUAAUAGACCUGCCCAACAGAGAAGAGCACAUGAUACCCAGAGGCAACAGACCUGGCUUGAUGGCUCUGCAGGAGGGCCAGCAGCACCAGCAGCACCUGAGCCUCCAACUGAGCAAUCUCAGGCAAGAGACCAACAGACUUUGGGAACACCUAGUUCAAAAAGAGAGAGAGUACCAGAAUCUUCUACAGCUGACUCUACAACAGAAAACUCAAGAGUUACAUCACCUUCAGUUACAAUACAAACCUGUCGGUGAGUUCCUUUCCAUCUGCUCUAAUGUAGGUGUGUGUGAGGGACAAUACAGUAAGUCAGGUCUCUAAAUUCUGGACUACUACUCAUAAAAAACAACAUGAAUUGAUGUUAUAUGCAGUAUGCCAAGGGAAAGAGCCAGAUUUGAGGAGGACUAUUAGAAGUACAGAAAGGGACCAGUAUGAGAGAUGGGGGAAGAGUGUUAAAUAUAAUCACAGUAUCUUACAUACAUGGAUGAAAAUGUCAUAGUCAAACCUAUUAUUCUGUACACUUAGCAUAUACUAAUAUGAAAAAUGCCUCCAUACUGAUUCUGGUUCCAUAUUCUGGAACAGGCAAAACUAUAAUGGACAGAAAUCAGAAUGGGUAGAGGAGGGCUCAGAAGGUAACAGGGUAACAAAUGAAUCUUGGUUGUGAUGCAUAACUGCGUGUCAAACAAACUCUAAAAGUAUGCCUUAGACUGGCUCUCAGAUUGUACCCCUUAGGAAAGGGUUACAUCUACCUCUUGGAAUGAGAAAUGGAUACGCCCUGUUGCAAAAAUCUUAAUACAAGCUUCUUUCCUUUACUUCCAGUGCAGUCAGGGAUAUCGAGCCUAAAAUAAGGCACUUUAAAACAUUUAAAUGACUGAUGCCACCAUCUCAAAUUCCAAACAUUGAAGAUGUCCUAGGUAACACUGAUCAUUGAUUCUACUGUCUGGAAAGGAAUCCAAGAAUUACAAAUUGCAUAAUAUGUAUUAAAGCAGCUGAAUCAUUUCCUUUUCACAGCACAUUUACAUUCUCGAUACUUUAUUACAUCCACUUUGUUACUUUUGAAGCAUUUUAUGGUUACACAUUACAUACAAUAAAACAAAUCUGUGAUCAUUACAGGUGGUACAGAGAACCCAGUACCCACUGAUGGACUGGGAACAGAUAGAGAGCUUAUAGACUGGUUGCAGGUACAAGGAGUGGAUGCAAAUACAAUAGAAAAGGUAAAUUUCUAAAUCAAAAGGAUUCCCGUAAUAUUGUUGGAAAGCUGCUUCUCUCAUAUAGUGAAUCUUUGUUUCAGAUUGUUGGAGAGGAUUAUACACUUUCUGAUAUUCUUAAUGAUAUCACUAAGGAAGAUCUAAGAUGCCUCAGACUACGGUAAGGCCUUCCAAACAGUUUGCAUGAUAGAAUUAAUUUUUCAUAUGAAUAUCUUUUUAAAUGAAAUAGAAGACAAAGUGCUGGUAACUUCCCCCAAUCUUUGAAAUUGAUUCCCUUUCCUAUGUCUUAGCAAACACUAGUGGCCCUCCAAACUCUGGAGUUUUUCCAGAUUCAAGGUGAGAAGGCAACAUGAGAAGCCAGGCCCUUCCAGUGGCGGCCUGCACGCCUAUGGCACCAUAUGCAAACACUGCUAGGGCACGUGUUAACUUUCGCACAUGAAGACAGCAUACUUUCAAAAUGUAAGGCUCUAACUUAUGGCAAAUGUAGAAUGAUGCCUGUGACAUCUGCCUUAAGUGUCCUAUGGAAGAGGUUAUUGAGGUUUGCUUUUCUUAUGGAAACUCUCCUAUUUUACAGUGGUGGUGUCCUCUGUAGGCUCUGGCAUGCCGUCUCCCAGCACAGAAGACAAACUCGGGAAUCCUCACAGUGAGCUAAGCUGGGGAUAGUGAGCAAACACCCUGCCUGUUUGUGGUUAAAGCUUCUAUUCACGUACACACACAUUCUGCUGAGUUUACACUGAAAGACCCUUAUUAAUUUGCAGUUUAAAGACUGUCCUUA